CAAAUCAGCGUUUGCAACCCUUCAGUACAGAAGUGUUCUCAAGUUUUUAAUUUUCUUUCAAGAAAGCCAAACCAACCCCCAAACCAACUCAAAAUGAAGUCCUUCAUUGCUCUGUGCCUGAUCCUCGCCGUCGCUGCCGUCAACGGUGCCGAUGACGUCAAGACCACCGAGAAGCGCGGAAUCUACAGCGGCCUGGGCUACGGCUACAGCGGUCUCGGCUACGGAGGCCUCAGCCACGGUGGAUACUACGGUGGUGCCCUGAGCCACGGAGCCGGAUACUACGGCGGUCUGGGCGGUCUGGGCGGAUACCACGGUGGAUACUACGGCGGAUACCCAGCCUCUGCAGGAUACCUCGGCGGCGCUGGAUACUACGGUGGUGCCCUCGGCCACGGAUACCCCGGAUACGCCGGACUCGGAUACCACGGACUGCACUAAACGGCGAGCAAUGCGAGCGUGUGAUAUCGAGUGAGGGCACGAGUCGGCAGCGCCACUGCGGACAAGUCCCGAACUGCAAAAAAGGCUGUUCCUGUUUUUUUACCCACCAACGACCCAAACCCCCCCAAUUUGUACCAACCAAAAGCGACGAGAUGAAGACUUUCCAACCUGGUCGGAGCAUCUCGCAAAACAAAAAGCGCAAACACACAAACGAUUUGUGCAAGAAAAGAGGAUUUAUAUUAUUUUCACUGUACGAAACUACUACCACUAUUUACAUAUUGUUUUGUGUUUACUACUUUGUAUACUCAUCAGAAACGGUACACUGUCAUUGUUUUAUUUGUAGUGUCUCCAAAUUGCUGUGUGUAAAUAAUUUGCGACGUUUUACUCCUUCACAAGAUUUUUUUACUAUUACUCCUUUACUCCCCUUAGUCUAUAGAUUUUGUACAGUACAAUAAAAAUUUUAUUGAGAAAAAAAA
Culex quinquefasciatus (southern house mosquito) is the source of this 911-nucleotide messenger RNA. Its product is annotated as glycine-rich cell wall structural protein. The transcript has 3 exons. The coding region runs from base 94 to 435 and encodes 113 amino acids. The record is from RefSeq and is a predicted model, not a curated record. Lineage: Eukaryota; Metazoa; Arthropoda; Insecta; Diptera; Culicidae.